AUGUCGGCGACAGUACCGGUCGGACCUGCGGCGGCACCGUCAGCGUCGGCAGCCCCAGCCCUGUUGCAACAGCCUUUGGUGGACGAUGCUGAUUUGCCUUUGUCUUCCACAGGAGCGAGAGCGAGGCAGGAGGCUCUGCACGCUGCGGACGCCGCUGCAACGGAGGCCGACACCAUCCGCAUUCAAGACAAGAUGGACAAGCUGAAGCCGGAACAACUUGAUAGUGUAGAAAACCAUCUGCGCAAGGAACCGGCAGGGCCCUCGACGUACGCCUUCUUCAUCCAGAAAUUGGCGGCUGCCUGGGACACUCAAGACAAGAGCUCGGGGAUUGAUCGUCUUCGCAGUUUUGGCGUAUCCAACGGCGAGACUUACGGAGAUUACAUUCGUCGCGAUAAGGCUCUGGGCAUGACCGUCAUGGUUUCCCACCACGCGUUUAAGCCUUCGGAUGCGCAAGUGCAGAUAGCUGUUCGAGACUCCAUGUUGAAGCAGUUUCCGGUAGUGUCUGGGCAGGUGUACAAGGAUGAGCAGCUCUCCAUGAAAGCUCCUUUUGGGCGACAUGCUUUGUGUCUGGAUUAUAUGUGGGAUGCGUUGGACAAGCGUGCGUUCGCGCACACGCCGGCGGUGCAUGGAAAUGAUUUCUUUUCGGUAUCUUCCACGAAUGCUAGGAGUUUGUCUGCUGUUUCGCGUGCUGUAGCUUCUUCGGCGUUGCGUUCGACGGUGACCCCUUCGUGGAGCCAAGGUUCUUCGGCCGCCGUGAUGAGUGUUGACCAUCUACCUAAUGAUGAUCGCGACCCUUUUCUGUUGCACUACAGUGACUGGCCGUUGCAAGGACACUAG
Messenger RNA from Ectocarpus sp. CCAP 1310/34, 837 nucleotides. The record is from the annotation of a GenBank genome assembly. NCBI's taxonomy places the organism in Eukaryota, Phaeophyceae, Ectocarpales, Ectocarpaceae.